This is a messenger RNA of Candidozyma pseudohaemuli, 2634 nucleotides long. RefSeq names its product M1 family metallopeptidase. Gene Ontology annotation, cellular component: cytoplasm. Gene Ontology annotation, biological process: proteolysis; peptide catabolic process. The coding region runs from base 1 to 2634 and encodes 877 amino acids. NCBI's taxonomy places the organism in Eukaryota, Fungi, Ascomycota, Pichiomycetes, Serinales, Metschnikowiaceae. The record is from RefSeq and is a predicted model, not a curated record. Gene Ontology annotation, molecular function: peptide binding; zinc ion binding; metalloaminopeptidase activity. The transcript has a single exon.
AUGUCCUCCGAACCUUAUUACGAGGCACUUCCCCCUCAUUUGAAGCCCAGACACUACGAUGUGUCUGUCUUUGACCUCGACUUGGAACAUGACUCCUACAAUGGUGAAGUGGUGAUCGACUUGGACAUUGUGGAGGAGACGGAUGAGUUGCACUUGCAUUACCGAGACUUGGAGAUCGGCGAUAUCAAGGCUAGCGUCGGUGACCGUGUGAUUGAUGCUACCGUGUCGGACCGUUUCCCAAAAAAGGAGUAUUUUGUUAUUAAGCUUGCGGAGAAGGUGCUGCCAGAAAGCUCAACCGUCCAAGCCUCCGUGAGCUUCAAGGGUGUUAUUCAGUCAAACAUGGCUGGUAUGUACAAGUCCUCCUACAAGGACAAUGGCCAGACCAAGUACAUGAUUCUGACGCAAUUCGAAGCCACCGAUGCCAGAAGAACAUUUCCUUGUAUGGACGAGCCUGCUUUGAAGGCUACCUUUGUGGUGAACAUUACGUCUGAUAACGCCUACACCGUUUUGGGUAACACCCCUGUGGAAAAGGUCCAGGAGAAGGGUGACCAGAAAAUCACCUCUUUCCAGAAAACGCCUGUCAUGUCGACAUACCUCUUGGCGUGGGCCUUGGGUGAGUUUGAGUUUAUCGAGGGCUUCACUGAAGAGAAGUACUACAACGACAAGCCAUUGCCUGUGAGAAUCUACACUACCAAUGGCUACUCGAAGGACGCUGAAUUUGCGCUUUCUUUGGCCCCCAGAAUCGUGGAUUACUUCUCGAAAAUCUUCGAACAAAAGUACCCUUUGCCUAAGUUGGACCUUUUGGCAGUGCAUGCUUUCUCGCACAAUGCCAUGGAGAACUGGGGUUUGAUCACUUACAGAUCUACUGCUCUUUUGUACAACCCUUCCACUUCUGAUCCAGAAUACAAGCAGAAGGUGGCCUACGUUGUGGCUCACGAAAUUGCUCACCAGUGGUUUGGUAACUUGGUGACUAUGCAAUGGUGGGACGAGCUUUGGCUUAACGAAGGUUUCGCUACCUGGGUGGGUUACGCUGCUGUUGACUACUUGUUCCCUGAGUGGGAUAUCUUCAGUGCUUUUGUCUCCACCUCGUUGCAGACUGCUCUCAAGUUGGACGGUUUGAGAAACUCCCACCCCAUCAAGGUUCCCGUGGUCAAUGCCUCUGAAAUUGACCAGCUUUUUGACCAGAUUUCCUACUUGAAGGGUGCAUCCACGAUUCUUAUGCUCUCGGCAUAUUUGGGAACUGGAACUUUCCUUAAGGGUGUUGCUCACUAUUUGAACGUCCACAAGUACGGAAAUGCCACCUCGCUAGCUCUCUGGAAAUCUCUUUCUGAGACCUCUGGUCAGCCGGUGGAUGAAAUGAUGGAAUCCUGGAUCACUAAGAUUGGUUUCCCUGUUAUCCAAGUCACCCAUGAGAAUGGAGACCUCGUCCUCAAACAGACUAGAUUUUUGAACGGAGGCGGCGUGAAGCCCGAGGACGAUGAGACCAUCUGGUGGGUGCCUCUCAACGCUGACGGCGACAAUGUGGAGCUGUUGGGUAGAGACUCCGUUGACCAAAAGGAAACUACAGUCAAGAACUUUAACUUGGAAGGCUUUUUCAAGCUCAACCAGGAUUCACAGACUGUGGUGAGAGUGGACUACUCCCAGGAAAUUCUUUCGAACCACAUCUUGCCAUACUUCAAGAAACUUUCCUCCAAGGACAAGGUGGGUGUUAUUGCCGACGUUGCCUCAAUCGCCAUUUCUGGUGACGAGAAGACGGACACCAUUACGUUCCUCGACCUUGUCAAGUCUAUCGUUCUUGACGACGAUUUGAUUGGAGAGCUGUAUGUCGCCUGGUUGGAGCUUUGUUCCCGCUUGUCUGCUUUGAAGACGACCUUCAGCGGUGAGGACAAGGAUCUCAGCGAAAGAAUCACUCGUUUCAUCCGCCUGGUCUACUCCAAGUUGGCCAUCAAAUUGCUCAGUGAGGAAGUUGAUGCCAAUGACGUUCUCAAGACUAAACUCAAGGCACAUAUCUUGAACAGUGCUGCUACCUACCAGGUCCCUGAGGUGAAGCAGCUAGCGCACUCUUACUUCGGAAGCUGGAAACAGUCAAGGACCAUUGAUCCAGCUUUGAGAUACUUCACCUUCUCGUCUGUCCUCUCGUCGCUGGACGUUACUGAAGACGACGUGAAGGUGGUUUUGGACGAGGUGAUCAACCCAUCUGCUUUGGACUCCAGAGAGGUUGCCUUGAGUGCCUUGGGUAACAUCUCCAGCAAGGAGCUUGCAAAGAAGAUUAUUGCCACCCUUAUCGACAUUAAUGUUGUGCCUGUUAUGGAUGCCCACUUUUUGGCUGGCAACCUCUCCAAGAACACUGCUGUAAGAGACAUUUUGUGGGACUUUAUCAAGGACAACUACAACACCAUCCACAAGUUGAUGUCCACGAACAUGGUUGUGUUGGACCGUUUCAUUCGUUUCACGCUAGGCAACUACCAGCUGGAAGCCAUGGCAGAAGACGUCGAGAACUUCUUCAAGGACAAGGACGUCAACGGAUUCGAGAGAUCCUUGUCACAGGUGUUGGACUACAUCAGGAUCAACGCCGCCUGGCUCAAGAAAGACCAGGAUCGUGUCAAGCAGUGGUUGACCGAGCACGACUUCUAA